CAGCUCAGGAAUGCCUCUACGUUAUCAUUUCUUGCCGCGCUCAAGCACAGCACCGCGGCCGCUGCGGAACUGCUGCAGAUCUGCGGGCCUCUGUCUACCUCUGCGCAAUUAUCCUAAACGCCAAUCCAGCUGACAGGAUAUAUAACGCCACAGGACGGGCGCCUGUUCUAGUCAAAACACCAUGGCCAAUAUUCUUCCUCAGUUCUUCGCGCUCUCUGCCUUAGCCUCGUUCUUCGUGAUAGUUGGGUGGCUAGCCUUCAAGAUUUUGGCUAGUGUGCCCCAUGAUCGCGAGAGAAAAGGCUCGCAGGUGUUCCUUGUGCUUGCCGGGCUAUCGUUUGGUAUCACUUGGUUCUAUAUCUUGAAGUUUGCUUCUUGGAGUUUCCACGACUACGAAGUUACCACCACACUUUUCGACGACAAAACGCGUGACGCAUACUUCCCCGCACGCGUCGCCGACUGGCUCCUCAACACCAGUUUGUUCGAACAAGCGUGGAAAAAUGUCUGCUUCGGAUCCUCGUGGAGCUGGUGGCUGAACCAACAGCUGUGUCUCUUCACAGCAGGCACAUGGACUGUAUUCUUAGCGGUCGAAGGGAAUAAGCACCGGAUCAAGCAUCUCUGGGCCUACAUGCUCCUCGGGCAGAUGCUCACCAUCUCUGUCGGCGUGAACCUCUUUUACUACGCGGUUGCCAACGCACGGCCCUCCGGUCGUGUGCCCUCGAAGGUGUCGCCCCUACUCUGGCUCACCGUCCCGCUCACCAUGGCCAUAGUCUACUACACCCCGCAGACAACCGAUGCGACCUUCGGCCCAGCGCUCACGCUGAUGCACGUUCUCCUGUUCAUCCCCCUUUUCGUCCGGCCGUCACAGACAGAUAGGCGCGACGCAGGCCGCCUCGACACCCGUACGUUCUACCGCGUCGUCAUGUACACCGCCCUCGCGAUGCACCUGCACGCGAGCGUCGUUGCCUAUCGCUCCCUGCCUCAGGAGCAGCGCUCCGUCUCGGGCGUCGCGCACGCCGCGCUCGGCGCGCUCUACAGCCACCCCGCGCAGACGUCGGUCGGCUGGGACGCGAUCCUCACGACGAUCUCGUGCGGGGCCUGGGCGCUGUACAGCGCCGGUGCUGACGUCCGCAAGGCUGCAGAGCGCGGGCUCGCGUUCGGGCUCUCGACGCUCGUCGGCUCGGUCGCGUACGCUGCGAUGGCUUCUGAGCUCGAUUUGCUCGAAGAAUGAAUUUGAUAGUGUUUCGAGGGGACGAGAAUAGGUACGGGCUACUGAGCCAUCUCAUAGCGAGUAUUCGUCCCCAGCUAUCGCACAACUCUGCUUCCAAUGUCUUGAACCUAACAUGGCAAUGUUAUCCUGAAUAACGAGAACAAAGCGAAGGACAGUUAUUAUUUUUGUAUGAUGUACAG
This is a messenger RNA of Phanerochaete carnosa HHB-10118-sp, 1407 nucleotides long. RefSeq lists its product as uncharacterized. NCBI's taxonomy places the organism in Eukaryota, Fungi, Basidiomycota, Agaricomycetes, Polyporales, Phanerochaetaceae. The transcript is spliced from 4 exons. The record is from RefSeq and is a predicted model, not a curated record. Bases 182 to 1228 code for a protein of 348 amino acids.